AUUGACUUGUGCGUUCCAUGUAAGAUCGGCUCCUUAUACCGUCAGCCGCAAUGUGCACAUUAGAGAAUCGAGGCAAUAUCUUCAUUUUGACGUUGACUGGCCACGGCGAGCAUCGCCUUAGCCCUGACCUCAUUGAUUCCGUCCUCUCUGCUCUCCGGGAAGUCAAGUCGAAAGCUACUCGGGGCUCAGUCCUUGUCACCACAUCCCAAGGCAAGUUCUUCUCCAAUGGCUUCGAUCUCGCUUGGGCUAAAGCCACUGGCUCCAGUACUAAAGCCGUGGAACGCCUACGCCACAUGACGGUCUCCUUCAAGCCGGUAGUUGCCGAGAUGAUAUCCCUCCCUAUGCCCACGGUGGCAGCCAUCCAGGGCCACGCCGCUGCAGCUGGAUUUUUGUUGGCUUUGUGCCAUGACUACAUCCUCAUGAGAAGUGAUAAAGGCGUGUUGUAUAUGAGCGAGGUUGACUUAGGGCUUCCGUUGGCAGAUUAUUUCGCGGCUCUGUUCCGAGCUAAACUCCACUCGGUUACCGCUCGACGGGAUGUCCUCCUGAGAGGUGGCAAGGUGAAAGGAAUGGAAGCAGUGAGGAUGGGUAUCGUAGAUGCGGCCUGCAAUAGUGAAGGAAGCUUGGCUGAGGCUGCGAUGCACCUGGGGGAGGAUUUGGCAUCAAGGAAAUGGAAUGGCGACGCCUACAAGGAAAUAAGAAUGAGCUUAUUCCCGGAUCUAUGUGGCGUGCUGGGAUUGGGUGAAGGGAACAUUGCAGCUAAACUUUAAAUAUUAAGCCGGAGCCAAAAUACAUUAUACAAUUUGGAACAUUGUUUGCCCAUGCUGUAGAGAUCACCGACAAAUAAAACUACAGUUAAUCACAGAAUCCUUUCUUCCUUCCUCUUUCAAGAAUGUAAUCAAUAGUUAAAUCUUCAUGGCCUACGAUCCUGUACACGUCUGACAGGUUCCUGCGUCAAGUCUUCACGCUGAGGAUUACGGUCAGAGUAGAAUUGCAAGCAAUUAUCCAAAUCAUCUCGCAGGUUAACAGUGAUACACUUUCAUUUGCCAUAAAUCUCCAGACUGAACCCAAAUAUUAGUUAAAAUUCACACCCAAGAUCCAUAGCUGUGGAACAAAGAUAAGAAAGUAAAAAAGGCUACAAUCUGAUAGUAUCUUUUGCAAUUACGAUCAAGUUAACCCAGAAAUUUGGUCUUCUACAAACAAGAAUGUGAACAGAAGUUGCCAUUUAGCAGCUGCACAAAUAAAAAGCCAAAGUUGCUUUGUCGCCUCAAGCGUAAUAUGCAAGUCUCUUGCACAUGUUUGCGCAUGCCACUAUUGAAGGAGUAACACAUUUUGAGCAUUCUAAUCACC
Molecule: messenger RNA, 1347 nt
Organism: Manihot esculenta (cassava)
Lineage: Eukaryota; Viridiplantae; Streptophyta; Magnoliopsida; Malpighiales; Euphorbiaceae
Product: enoyl-CoA delta isomerase 2, peroxisomal
Exons: 1
Coding region: 51-767 (238 amino acids)
Biological process (GO): fatty acid beta-oxidation
Cellular component (GO): peroxisome
Molecular function (GO): delta(3)-delta(2)-enoyl-CoA isomerase activity; enoyl-CoA hydratase activity
Source: RefSeq, a predicted model, not a curated record